AUGCAGGCAACCAAACAACUUGUAGAUGACGCAUUAGAGCCUGUUUUUGCUCAACCAGACUGGGUUGAGAAGUGUAUGCCAUGCAGAAUAUCAUCUUCAGUGGUGGCCGUAUCUUCUUCCUCCUGGCGGUCCCGACAUCCGCGCGAGCCCAGCCUCCAGUCCGCCCCGGCCGCCGUGCUGCUGCGGUGCUGCCACCGGACGCCGGCCCCUGCCUCUCCGACUCCGCUCCGGCCAACACUCAACCCUGGCCCCGCCACUGCCCGAGAGCACAGAUUGGGGAUAGGGGGUGCUAUGCUUCGCCUUGGCCUCCAUCCUUGCCCCCACUUCUCUCCGCCGCCAUCCCACCCCACCCUCCCCCGCCGGUUGGCCGCCUCUCCGCUCCCAAGGCCACCCUUUCCAUCCGCCGUCACCGCGCCCCGAGCUCGAAACCCUCCGCUUCAGGCCGCCGUCAGCGGAGCCGCCUCCGGAGAGGAACGGCGGGGCGCGGAUGGGGACGAGGAAGGCGCGGACCUGCACGAGGCGCUCACCAAGACGCGGCGGCUCGUCGAGUGCGCCAUGUUCGCAUCCGUUGCCGGUCUCGCCUACUUCCUCAGCAACUCCCUCGCCAUCGAGAAUUACUUCAGCUGUUUUUUUCCGUUGCCAAUAGUCAUCUCCUCCUUAAGAUGGGGAUUAGAAGCCGGCAGGAAAACUAUGGUGGCUACUGUUUUACUGCUCUUCACAUUGUCUGGCCCUGUCAAAGCGUUGACUUAUCUGCUUAUGCAUGGAGUAGUUGGUCUAUCCAUGGGUACUAUGUGGAGGUUGGAGACCAAUUGGAUUGUUUCCAUCAUAAUCUGCGCAAUUAUACGUGCAGUGGGAGCUUGUGGAUAUGUGUUAGUGACAUCGUUCUUGAUACGAGAAAAUAUUUUUCAGUUGAUAACCGUUAACAUACAUGCCUCCUUGACGUACAUUCUGGCGGCGGCUGGUGUGAACACGAUUCCAUCCAUGGAUGCAAUAUAUGUUAUCUUUGGGACACUGGUUCUGCUCAAUUCUGGAUUCUUUGUCUUCAUACUGCAUAUAAUUUACACAAUCUUCCUGACUAAGCUGGGAAUCAAGCCUUCACUGAGGCUUCCACGAUGGCUGGGGAAAGCAACGUCUAGUUGAUAGGUAGAAUGCCACCAUACUAAUUUGUAGUUGAAGAUUUGCUCCCAUGGCCUUUGUAAUAUGAGCAUUGUUGUCCGGCUUCCUGGUAGAUGAUUGUGGUUUUACCGACAAGAUUUUUGUUGGUUGUGAUUCUGCAUUGGUGGCAUUGACUGAUCGACAAGUGUUGUAGAACUUGUGAGACUUGUCGAGUAUAUUGCCUCGGUCACGUCUUUCAUUUAAACUUUUGUAUUUUUGCAGUGUUUCUGUUAAUAUAUAAUUUAGAAUUUUGGGGCAUUA
This is a messenger RNA of Triticum aestivum (bread wheat), 1416 nucleotides long. RefSeq lists its product as uncharacterized. The record is from RefSeq and is a predicted model, not a curated record. Lineage: Eukaryota; Viridiplantae; Streptophyta; Magnoliopsida; Poales; Poaceae. The coding region runs from base 1 to 1140 and encodes 379 amino acids. The transcript is spliced from 9 exons.